Notechis scutatus (mainland tiger snake) is the source of this 6011-nucleotide messenger RNA. It is a transcript of the gene PHKA2, whose product is annotated as phosphorylase kinase regulatory subunit alpha 2. Gene Ontology annotation, cellular component: phosphorylase kinase complex. Gene Ontology annotation, biological process: glycogen metabolic process. The record is from RefSeq and is a predicted model, not a curated record. Gene Ontology annotation, molecular function: calmodulin binding. NCBI's taxonomy places the organism in Eukaryota, Metazoa, Chordata, Lepidosauria, Squamata, Elapidae.
CGAGCCUUUUAAGAAAGAGGUGGUGUUCAGUUCGAGCUUUUGCGGGUCCUUUUGAGUCUAAUAAUGAGGAAGGAACCUUUUUCAGGCCUCCGUGACGCGUGCACGUAAUUAGCCUAGCCUAGCGUGUUUAGGAUCGCGGGCUCCCGCGGGGAAUAGCCUUCUUUCCUCCCCUCCCGCCCGAAAUUCUGCGAUCGGCUACAAAGGCUCCCUUGCUGCAACCUUGCAAACUAGUCAUUGCAUUCUUGGAGGACAACAUCGACUGUAGCAUUGGACAAGAAUCUAGUGGGUUGGUUUUACUUUUGAAGUGGGGAGGGGAGAGACACGAAGAAUAUUUCCUUCCGACAGAAUAGCUUGGAGCCGAUUGCCGCUAGCUGGAAAAUGAGAACCCGUGUCAGUCUUUGGCAGCAAAAAUUGCAGUUCUGCGUGCUAAUGAGUGAAUGAACCACAAGUGAUAACGGAUACUAGAGAGAAAGAAAGAGGCUCUGUCAACUCACACAGUCCCCAACAACACUUUCAUGUUUCGUAAGGGAUUGUGAGGAAGUUAAAAAUGAGGAGCAGGAGCAAUUCUGGAGUCCGCCUAGAUGGCUACGCUCGACUUGUUCAACAGACAAUUUUGAAUCAACAGAAUCCAGUUACAGGACUACUUUCUGCCAGCACAGAGCAAAAGGAUGCUUGGGUGCGAGAUAAUAUAUAUAGCAUUUUGGCUGUCUGGGGCCUAGGGAUGGCCUACAGGAAGAAUGCAGACCGGGAUGAGGACAAAGCCAAAGCAUAUGAAUUAGAACAGAAUGUUGUGAAACUAAUGCGGGGGCUCUUGCAAUGUAUGAUGAGACAGGUAGAUAAGGUUGAAAAGUUCAAGCACACUCAGAGUACCAAGGAUUGCCUGCAUGCCAAAUAUAACACGGCCACUUGUGGAACAGUAGUUGCAGAUGACAAGUGGGGACAUCUACAAGUAGAUGCAACUUCGCUUUACCUUCUCUUCCUGGCUCAGAUGACAGCAUCAGGAUUGCGUAUUAUUUUCACACUUGAUGAAGUGGCCUUUAUACAGAAUCUUGUAUUUUAUAUCGAGGCUGCCUAUAAAGUUGCUGAUUAUGGCAUGUGGGAACGUGGUGAUAAGACAAAUCAGGGCAUUCCUGAGUUGAAUGCAAGCUCUGUUGGAAUGGCAAAAGCUGCUUUGGAAGCAAUUGAUGAGCUGGACCUGUUUGGAGCUGGAGGUGGACAUAAGUCAGUUAUUCAUGUGCUUCCAGAUGAAGUUGAACAUUGUCAGUCUAUUCUAUACUCCAUGUUACCGAGGGCAUCCACAUCAAAAGAGAUUGAUGCUGGCCUUUUGUCCAUUAUUUCUUAUCCAGCCUUUGCCAUAGAAGAUAUGAACAUUGUUAAUGCAACGAAAAAUGAAAUUAUCACCAAGUUGCAAGGACGUUAUGGCUGCUGUCGUUUCCUCCGAGAUGGCUAUAAAACACCAAGAGAGGAUCCAAACAGAUUACAUUAUGAUCCUGCUGAGCUCAAGUUAUUUGAGAACAUAGAAUGUGAAUGGCCUGUAUUCUGGACAUAUUUUCUAAUUGAUGGAGUUUUCAAUGAUGACAGAAUUCAGGUGCAGGAAUACAGAGAAGCCUUGGAAGGGAUCCUUAUUAGAAAAAAGAAUGGAAUUCUUCUGAUGCCAGAACUGUAUGCAGUUCCACCAGAUAAGGCGAGUGAAGAGUAUGAAAAUCCUCACACAGUGGAUCGUGUUCCAGCAGGAAAACUUCCUCAUCUUUGGGGCCAGUCAUUAUAUAUUCUUUCUGCCCUCCUAGCAGAGGGAUUUUUGGCUACGGGUGAAAUCGAUCCAUUAAACAGAAGGUUUUCAACUGCUUUUAAGCCUGAUGUGGUUGUUCAAGUAACCGUUCUAGCAGAAACAAAUGAAAUUAAGAAACUCUUACGACAUCAUGGAAUUAAUGCACAAAGCAUUGUUGACCUGAGUCCCACCAGAGUGCAGCCAUCUCGGAUUCUGAGUAAUCUUUAUGCUAAGCUUGGGCGUAACAAGAACAUGAAGCUGAGUGGGAGGCCUUAUCGGCAUAUUGGUGUCCUGGGAACAUCCAAAUUAUAUAUCAUAAGAAACCAAAUAUUUACUUUUACCCCUCAGUUUACAGAUCAGCAUCACUUCUACUUGGCUUUAGACAAUCGGAUGAUUGUGGAAAUGCUUCGAACUGAGUUGGCUUAUCUAACUUCCUGUUGGCGAAUGACUGGAAGACCAACUCUUACUUUCCCAAUCACUAAUACAAUGCUUGUUGAUGAUGGGACUGAUAUUGAUUCUGCAAUUCUUGCCACCAUAAGAAAGCUUGGAGAUGGAUAUUUUGGAGGAGCAAGAGUGAAGUUGGGCAAACUUUCGGACUUUCUGACCACUUCAUUCUAUACAAACCUAAGUUUCUUGGAUCCUGAUUGUGACAGCAAGCUAUUUGAUGAUGAGAAUGAAGGCUACUCUAGCCCUGAAAGUGGCUAUGAACUAGAAGAUUAUGCAGACUUCUGUGAUAAGGAAAGCCACGAUGAACUGGACCAGUACAUAAACAGUAUGUUACAGAGCACUGCUCUGAAAUCAUACUUACCUUCACUCACAAAAGACACAGGCUCAUCCUACGUGUUUAGUGCUGCUCAUUCUACUAGAGAAAUACUAUCAAUCAUGGCCAAGGCUAAAGGACUGGAUGUUCCAAAUGUUUCAAUGACCUUGCCUACAAAGGUUUUAAACACUCACCGGAAAUCUUUGAACCUAGUUGACUCCCCUCAUCCACAAAUGGGUCAAGAAUCUAAGACUGCUCUUCAUUUGCCCAAGGAUGCUCAUGGUGAUUUGGAUUGUGAGAAAUUAAUUGGGCAGCUAACAGAAUGCCCUACUUUGCAUGACCAGGCUGAUAUAUUAUACAUCUUAUAUCUAAUAAAAGGUCUUGAUUGGGAAACACAGCUCUAUGGCCAGUCUGGAGUCACAGUUCAUUGCCUCCUCAACGAACUGUACAGCAAAGCAGGUGUAAACCAAGAAUGGGGGCUCAUCCGUUAUAUUUCUGGCAUAUUGAAAAAGAAAGUUGAAGUCCUGGCUGAGGCCUGUACAGAUCUUUUAUCCCACCAGAAGCAACUUACAGUUGGUCUCCCGCCUGAGCCCCGUGAAAAAACAAUUACAGCGCCUUUGCCUCCUGAAAAGCUGACCAAAUUAAUAUAUGAAGCCUGUGGCCAGGAUAUCAGCAUUGCAGUCCUCACACAGGAAAUUAUAGUGUACCUGGCCAUGUAUGUCCGGUCACAACCCAGUCUCUUUGCAGAAAUGCUCAGACUCCGCAUUGGGCUCAUUAUUCAAGUGAUGGCCACAGAACUUGCUCGCAGCUUGAAUUGUUCGGGUGAAGAAGCCUCUGAAAGUUUAAUGAAUCUGAGUCCCUUUGAUAUGAAAAAUCUUCUUCAUCAUAUUCUCAGUGGAAAAGAAUUUGGAGUCGAAAGGAGCAUGCGUCCUCUUGAUUCUUCUACAUCCAGCCCUGCUAUAUCUAUCCAUGAAGUGGAUCACACUGGAGCAACAAAGACAGAAAGAAGUGGCAUUACAAGACUGAAAAGUGAGAUGAAACAGAGACAUAAGAGACUAAGUAGUAAUGAACAGUUCUUCUAUGGGGGCCAUUCCAUAUCCAGCAGCAUGCACUCAUCCAGGUCCAUGAGAUGCAGUAGCCCAUCUUCUCCUACUAGUACUUCAUCCCUAACUGGGUCAGUUGGACACUCUAUUAGCUGGGGUGACCGACAAGGGCAGUGGCUUCGCAGGAGACGGCUCGAUGGUGCCAUUAAUAGAGUCCCUGUGGGUUUCUAUCAGAAAGUGUGGAAGAUCCUUCAGAAGUGUCAUGGACUGUCUAUUGAUGGGUAUGUCCUUCCAUCUUCAACCACAAGGGAGAUGACUGCUUGUGAAAUUAAGUUUGCUGUCCAUGUGGAAUCAGUGCUGAACCAUGUGCCCCAGCCUGAAUACAGACAGUUAUUAGUGGAGGCCAUCCUUGUACUGACCCUAUUGUCAGAAAUAGAUGUGAACAGUAUUGGGGGUAUAAUUCACGUGGAUCGGAUUGUGCACAUAGCAAAUGACCUCUUCCUUCAGGAACAGAAAUCCCUCGGAGCAGCUGAUGGCUUCUUAGAACAAGAUGCAGGCACAGGUAUCAGCUACUUUUUCUAUGACAGUGCUCCAAGUGGUGCUUAUGGAACCAUGACUUAUCUAACAAAGGCAGUAGCUAGUUAUCUCCAUGAAUUUCUUCCAAGCACAGGCUGCCUGAUGCAGUAAACUGUCCAAAAUACAAGAUCCAUUCCUACAGGAUUUUUCUUAUAAUCAUAAUUUUUUGAGUCCUCAGUGGCUAGGACUUCUGGAAGUUGAAUCUCAAUACAUCCUGGAGACUGCUGAGAAAGGCUGCCCUGUAGCUCCUCGUGCUACCUCAACAUUACCUGCAUCAUUUUACUAUUAACAUAAGGCCUCAGCCUGGGAGCAAGAUCAAAGGCACAAUUCUAUGCAUAUCUCCUGCAGAGCAUUGUCUGGAUCAUCUUGGACUAGGGUACCUGCAAUUAAUCCUUGUCUUAUUGGUGCAGGGGGGAAAAAAGCUAAGUUUAAUUUCAAGGGAGAGAAGUAGCUUUCUAACGUGCACAUGUGCACGCACACGGACAUAUAUAAACCUGCUUCAGGUUUUGAAUUUUGUAUUGUUGGUUAAAUUUAAGCAUAACAAUAGUAGGUUAUAAUUGUGAUCAGCACUUCAUUUGUCAUAAUAAAAUUACUCCUAUUCUUCAUUUAUAAAGAGGGGGAGUACUAUUAAAGCUAGCAUGAAUCUAAGCUGAAAUUAAUAGGAAAUAUUUCAUGGAGAAGAGUAGUAUAAAGACGAAAAUGGAUGUUUAGCAGUUUGAGAGUACUAACGCAGUGAAGUCUAAAAGAUAAUGCAGUGAAAAAGGAAACAUUUCUAGCCAGCAAACUUAACGGGUAGAACAUCUGCCCCCAUCUGAUCAUUAGCUGAACAGCUAAUGUAUGCUUUAAGAUGUAUUGGUUAUUAAAGUUUAUUGGCAGAUCAUGAGUACUAGUCCUGCCUUAGGCAUGAACCCAACUGGGUGACCUUGGGCUGGUCACUCACUCACAGCCCUAGAAAGGAGGCAAUGGCAAACUACUUCUGAAAAUCUUGAAGAGAAAGCGAACAGCUUUCUGGGAAUGCUUGGCUGAUUCUACUGAUUGUUUCUUCACAUAUUGUAAACUGGGAGGAUAACUAUUGAAGUGCUAUGUUUUCAAUUUUUUGUAUGGAGGGAGAUCUUAAAGAUGGUUUAAAUUGUUCCUCAGAUAGCUUCCAUGUGUGUGUAGGAAGAUUUCAGAUUAAGCCUCAGAAAAGUCCUUGCCACUUGGCAGGUAGCAUAUGAUAUAAAAGUAACACCAGGAAAUUGUUACAAGUAUGGGCAGGUCUUUUAUACAUAAAAUAGAGACCAGCAACUAAAUUACUGCUAUAUAUAAUGUUUAUUUAACUAUUAAGUGUUGCCAAAUAAGUUUGCCUGUUCCUGCUGUCCAAAACAAUAUUUGGAUCACUCAUUUUUUUCAGAUCUUUACACAUUUCCCACCAUUGUGGGACUUUUAAAAUUCCAUAUAUAAUAAUAGCAAAGAAAAAUGUCAAAUGAACUAAGUUACAGUUGCUGAACAUACUAAUUCAUUGUUAGUCAUAAGAAAUUACUUAUAAGACUACCACUAUUAGCUAAAGUACGAGGAACAUGUUGAAAUAACUGCACUGUUAGUUUUGUAUUUUUAAAUAGUGUCUCAUGUAAUAAAGUUACACUUUAAAGCAAGCUGGCAUAAGCAACAUUUGGACUGCUAUUCAUAAUUCAGAAUGAAAUGUUUUACUAUUUUUAUUUAUGCUGAAGUUGUAAAUAAAACUGAAGCCAACUGAAUGGAACCCACUGACAUUGUUUUCAAGUUCAAUUUUUCAAUCAGAAUAGAGCUUGAAGAGACCUUGGAAGUCCAACCUCCUAUUAUACCAUUUCAGAUAGGUGGUUGUCCAGUCUUUUCUUAAAGUCAU